Schistosoma haematobium is the source of this 516-nucleotide messenger RNA. RefSeq lists its product as uncharacterized. The record is from RefSeq and is a predicted model, not a curated record. Lineage: Eukaryota; Metazoa; Platyhelminthes; Trematoda; Strigeidida; Schistosomatidae. The transcript is spliced from 2 exons. The coding region runs from base 1 to 516 and encodes 171 amino acids.
AUGAUAUUUCAUAGUAUUUCGUAUGGCUUACGACAUUUUCUGAUUGAUCAUCAAAGCUUGUGUUUCGACAAUAGUUAUGAAAAAUUGAGGACGGAUUAUGAAAAUUCAAUCACAAGAGAUGGAGUUCAAUUGAGCUGUGUACUUACAGAUUGCGUUCCUCAACGUUCCUCUAAUAAUGUGAUUCAUUCUUGUUCUGUAGGUUCAGACGGCGCUAAGCACAUCUCCCCGAUCGGUAAUGGGGUGGAUGAUCAUGAUGAUGAUGAUGACGAUGAUGGUUAUGACGACUACGACAUCGACUAUGACGACGACGACGAUGAUGAUGACGAAGAAGAUAAGUUGCACUUGGAUGCUAACAAACAAUCACGCCGUUUAAACUCACAACUGCUCCGUGGAUACUAUGAUCGUCGCAAUCGUGACCAUCCGAACUACCGACAUGAGCGUUGUCGCAAACAAAAAUACGGAAAUGGCUAUCGAGUUUCGUGUCGACGAAUUCGUCGUCCAGUUCGUAGACAAUAA